UUCCAUGCUGCUGGGAAAUCAGUACAGGUUGCUUCAGCUUUUCAGAAAGUCAUAACCAAAAUGAAUUCAGCAACUUCUCUCAUGUGCUUUGCACUGCUGCUGAUUAGUCCUUUAUGCAUGGGCUAUACCGCCGAAGAUCGUGAAGCUGACAGCCGUAGGGUUGCUGAAAUUAUCAAAAACUCCCAGGACGACAACUCCAAAAUCAAUAGCAUCCAGGAAUUACUUGAUAUCUACAAGCGUUUAUAUCCCAGUUUGACCCCUGAGGAACGGGAGAGUAUCGAUAACUUCGUCAAUGAGCAUACGGAUGAAGUUCUAGUCGAUGGAGUUCCAAGUCAGGGAGGCCGGAAGACCAAGUUCGCUAAAAAGAUUUUAACUGAAGCUGCGAGGGGGGUUGCCACUGGGUUCUUUGAAGAACUUGGUUCAAAACUUUCUGGUUUGUUCUCUGGAUAAAAUCGUUUUAAUAAUUAUAUGGGUAUACCAAA
Molecule: messenger RNA, 482 nt
Organism: Drosophila erecta
Lineage: Eukaryota; Metazoa; Arthropoda; Insecta; Diptera; Drosophilidae
Product: protein Turandot B1-like
Exons: 2
Coding region: 61-450 (129 amino acids)
Biological process (GO): immune system process
Source: RefSeq, a predicted model, not a curated record